AUGUACAAAACAACACGUACCUAUUGUUCAUCUCCACCAAAACCACGUGAUUCCGUAAACCUGCCGACCGAAGAGAACGCAAAAUUUAUCGAACUCUGUAUUUUCGCCCAUGAGUAUUUAUUGUGCCUCGUUGUUGGUGAUGGCCGGAGCCGACGGGGAAACACUGCAACAGAUGCAGCAGGUGCUUCACAUUCCUCCGAAGCUCAGAUCCGAUGCUGUUCAUCAGUCCUAUGGACCAAUAAUUUCCAACUAACCGAACUGCCGAAUGUAGAGGCGAAAAGAUGUCACAUUAACGCCUGGGUUGCCGAAAAUACGAAGGAUAAAAUAAGAGACCUGUUGCCGCCUAGCUUUCUCGACCAAAACUCGAAAUUCUUGCUAAUCAACGCGUUGUAUUUUCGAGGCUCAUGGGAGCAUCAGUUUGAUAAGAAAAAAACUCAAGAGAGUGAUUUCCAUUGUCUGAACGGGGAAUCAAUGAAAGUGCAAAUGAUGUAUAAAAAAUCGCGCUUCAAUCUCGCCUAUCUAGCAGAACUGGAUUGUAUGGCUAUAAAACUUCCAUUUCGGCGGAGCGAUUCCCAGAGUGAAUGGGCCCUGUUGAUUUUGUUGCCACACGAAAGGGCUGGUUUGCCGAAGCUUCUUUCCAAAUUACGAGCACCAGGACAAUUGGCGUCCGCAAUGGGAUGCAAGUUCUACAUGGAAAACGCUCAUCUGUAUCUUCCGAAAUUCAAGCUUGCAGAUGAGCCCAUGAUAGAUUUGAAGCCGAUUUUAUAUGAAUGUGAAAUGAAGAAAUUGUUCGAGGGAGCAGGCUUGUCCAGGUUGUCCAAAUCGUUCUUGUCUGUGACCGAUGCCUAUCACAAAGCCCUCGAUGAAGAAGGAGUGACAGCGGCUGCCGCGACAUUAUUCACUCAGAGUUUUAGUACUCGCUUGCCUGAGACAAUUUCUGUCGACCACCCGUUCUUCUUCGCCCUCGUGUGUGAUUCUGCGGUGCCCGUGUUUGUUGGACAUGUUGUCGCACCAAACUGGGACUAA
Molecule: messenger RNA, 1026 nt
Organism: Opisthorchis viverrini
Lineage: Eukaryota; Metazoa; Platyhelminthes; Trematoda; Opisthorchiida; Opisthorchiidae
Exons: 6
Coding region: 1-1026 (341 amino acids)
Molecular function (GO): serine-type endopeptidase inhibitor activity
Source: RefSeq, a predicted model, not a curated record